GUUUGCUUGCCUCAAGAACGGAAAGCUGACGGGAGCAGUGACGGUCCUCUUCUACCUAUGAUUGUCAUCAAGCUUUCUCUAUUGACGUUUCUUCUUCUGAUUCGGUUGGUAUCCAGAACAGACAGGAAGAGAGUUCCAUGACUCAGUCUUCGCUGAUUAAGAUCCCCAGAAUGUGAGUCCACGUCCCCAUUUGCCGGAAUCGUAAUGCGGCACCGCACGCGCCGUUCGUCCGGGACAUCCUUGGGACCUCAGGGCUCUCUUUCUCACCGUGACCGUGUGGUAGUCGGUCCCUACCAAAGCCGGAAGUUGUUCCUGCAUCCAAUGGCGGCUGCUGAUUGGCUAGUUGCCAUCUUUCCACGAUCCAGCGCAACCGUGGAGGUGGAUGGCGCGAACGGCGAUUUCCAUGCCCAGAAUCCCAUGACACUUCCUUGCAUGGGAAAACCCAACAACCAAAGGUAUGCCGCUGCUUCUAGCCCCGCUCCAGCCCCUUCCGUCUCGAAAUUCCUCGGCGUUUGCCGACGCAGGACCAAGAGAAGGCAGUGGGCGAUAUAUUGACGUUGAC
Messenger RNA from Dacryopinax primogenitus, 562 nucleotides. RefSeq lists its product as uncharacterized. The record is from RefSeq and is a predicted model, not a curated record. The coding region runs from base 205 to 555 and encodes 116 amino acids. NCBI's taxonomy places the organism in Eukaryota, Fungi, Basidiomycota, Dacrymycetes, Dacrymycetales, Dacrymycetaceae. The transcript has a single exon.